AUGUCGGACGAUGAACAGAAUGACCGAAGCCAACGAAGACGGUUAACAAUAAGUGCCACUCCUUAUGCAAGAACAGUCAAAAAGCCCAAAGAACUAUCGGAUGAACAGUUUGCAAACAUUUUGUACACAUUUACCCUGAUCGAUGCUAAUAAAGACGGAAGGAUCUCGAAACUUGAGCUGAAAGACGCCGCCUUUCUGAUCGGAAUGAAUCCCACGGAUAAAGAUAUCAAAGCAUGGUGGAAGAUUGCAGAUACCAAUCAUGAUGGUUUUAUUGACGUUGACGAGUAUGUUGCCGUGAUGAAAUCCAAUUAUAGCACAUUAGAUAUAGAAAAGGAGCGACUCAAGGCUGCAUUCAAAGUUAUUGACAAGAAGGGAGACGGGCGUAUUCAAAGAGUAGACUUUAUUCAUAUAUUAACCUGUAACAAUAGUUCUAUCACGAAAGAGGAAGCGGACAAAAUGUUUACAGAAGCAGAUAGCUCAGGGAAAGGCUUCAUUGUCUACAAAGAUUUUGUCGAUUCAAAGCUAUGCACGUCGAUUUUUCAGUGAAAUGUUUGCUUUUGUUGACCGGUGAAUUACCCG
Molecule: messenger RNA, 579 nt
Organism: Saccostrea echinata
Lineage: Eukaryota; Metazoa; Mollusca; Bivalvia; Ostreida; Ostreidae
Product: calmodulin-like
Exons: 4
Coding region: 1-546 (181 amino acids)
Molecular function (GO): enzyme regulator activity; calcium ion binding
Source: RefSeq, a predicted model, not a curated record